AGCACUUCUCGUCCCUGCUAUCAUCUCCGCCCUUUCCCAACGACGACGACUCUCCCGCCUCGCAUCACAAAAGAUGUCUGGCAUCAAAGACGCUCUCUCUAGCGCUGCGGAAGCCAUGCAUCUCACCGGCGGUGCAAGCUCAGAAGAACAGCAACAGGCCACAGGCAAGGGCGUUACGGCUCACGUUGAUGAAGGCGCUGGCUCAGAUGCCGACGCCGACGGAACCAAGGCAAAGCCCUUUGCAACUCCUCUCGCAGCGCUACUUGCCCUUGGCCCCGAGGCUACCGUCCUUGUCAAGAAGGCGCCUACUAGCGAGCCUGCUCCCGAUCCCGUGAACAGACUUUCUCACACACACUCUUUUGCAGGGUCCCAUCUCUGGCGCCGGCUUGAAGCGAGCCAAGAAGUUCUAUGAGGCUGAGAAGAAGAAGCAAAAGAAGCUUGGCGAGCAAAAGGCCGCUGAGGCAGACAAGGCGGGCAACGAUCAGCAGCGAUUGCAGGAUGCGAGAAAGGUCACCCUCGACCCCGUAGACCGCUCUGCCUACGGCAAGAUCAAGAUUCGCAAGGGCAUCGAGAACCGCGACAAGAAGAUUCGGGUCUGCGGCUGGGUGCAUAGGCUUCGCUCCCAGAAGGGACUCAUCUUCAUCGUGCUGCGAGACGGGACUGGCUACUUGCAGGUCGUACUCUCGGGCAAGCUCGCGCAGACCUUUGACGCUCUCACUCUCACCAACGAGUCGUCCAUCGAGGUCCUCGGCACCCUCAAGGCUCUCCCUGACGGCAAGAGUGCCCCGGAUGGACACGAGCUUGCCGCCGAGUGGUGGACUGUCUUGGGCAAGGCUCCCGGCGGAGAUGACGCCUUCACCAACAAGGUGACCAAGGAGGCGGACCCAUCCCUCCUGGCGGACAUGCGCCACCUUGUCAUCCGCGGCGAGACGGCCUCUGCUGUUCUCAAAGUACGAGCCUCAGUCAUGGCCGCCUUCCGUGCCGAGUAUGCCUCUCUUGGUCUCCUCGAAGUCACUCCUCCCUGCAUGGUUCAGACACAAGUAGAGGGCGGUUCCACUCUCUUCAAAUUCGACUACUACGGCCAACCCGCCUACCUGACGCAGAGCUCCCAGCUCUACCUCGAGACGUGCCUUCCUUCUCUUGGUGACGUCUUCUGCGUUCAGGAGUCCUUCCGAGCAGAAAAGUCGCACACUCGUCGUCAUUUGAGCGAGUACACCCAUCUCGAGGCUGAGCUCGCCUUCCUCACCUUUGACGACCUGCUCGAGCACCUUGAGCAGCUCAUCUGCGGUACAAUGGAGCGCGCCCUGGCAGACAAGGAGACGAACAACUUCAUCUCUCAGCUCAACCCUGACUUCAAGCUGCCUUCGCGCCCAUUCAAGCGCAUGGACUACAAGGAGGCGAUCAAGUGGCUCAACGAGCAUGACAUCAAGACGGACGAGGGGGAGCACCACAAGGUCGGAGACGACAUCGCUGAGGCGGCCGAGCGUAAAAUGACCGAUGCGCUUGGCGUGCCCAUCUUCUUGCAUGGCUUCCCGAGGGAGAUCAAGGCCUUCUAUAUGAAGAAGAUCCCAGGCGAUGAAGGGUUUACGGAGAGUGUUGACUUGCUCAUGCCUGGAGUUGGGGAGAUCGUAGGCGGUAGUAUGAGGAUUUCGGACGAAAAGGAACUGCAGGAAGCGUAUGUGCGUGAGGGCAUUGACCCGAAGCCAUACUACUGGUACCUUGAUCAGCGACGAUAUGGUACCAGCGAGCACGGAGGGUACGGUCUGGGCGUGGAGAGGCUGCUCGCUUGGUUGAUGAACAGGUGGACUGUUCGUGAGGCUAGCUUGUACCCGCGCUUCACUGGCAGGUGUACCCCUUAGGGUGGUGUCUGAAGACGAAGCUGCCAUGUCUAGAUAUUGC
Molecule: messenger RNA, 1899 nt
Organism: Jaminaea rosea
Lineage: Eukaryota; Fungi; Basidiomycota; Exobasidiomycetes; Microstromatales
Product: asparaginyl-tRNA synthetase
Exons: 2
Biological process (GO): asparaginyl-tRNA aminoacylation
Cellular component (GO): cytoplasm
Molecular function (GO): asparagine-tRNA ligase activity; nucleic acid binding; ATP binding
Source: RefSeq, a predicted model, not a curated record